UGGGAGCUUAUUGGACUCUCAUAGAGGAAUUCAGCACAGUCUCUCUCUCUUUUUUGCAUUUGACCUGACUGGCAGCCAGGACUCCUCCCCUGGUAAUGGUCUCUCUUUUUGGCAGCGGCUUUCACAGAGGCUUUGCCAAGUUGUCAGGUGAGGAGGUAGAGCCGGAGGAGAUCUCAGUCCGGUGUCUGCCACCAACCAUGAGCGGUGGAGUCAAUAUCAAAGUCAUAUCCCAGAGUCAGAGCGACACAGGUGUCAGCUCGAGUCUACCUUUACCUCGUAGCAUGAUGCCUCUCUCAAAGAUGGAUCCCAAACAACAAUACAGCAACCCCUCUAACCCCACAAUGCAGUAUCAGCAUGCAGCCAAAAGACAAACAUCCUAUUCUUCAUCUUCCGUUUCCUCGGGUCCUGCAGAGCUGCUGAGAGGUGCAGCUUUAAAGAACCACCUGCUGCAGCAAAAAGCCUGCAUGUACUCUCACAGAAGCCCCGCAGCUACAGAGCGCACUGACGGAACGUGCUCGGCGUACAGCAGCCCACAGAUACCAAAGAGGGAAGUCCGACGCUCUAAAGACACUCUGGACCUCCGUGCUAGCACGCUGAACCAGAAGGCUCUGCGGGAACUUCAAUUACGAAGAACCACCAACAAAAACUGGACCUUUGGAAAGUAUCGUCUGAGGAGUGUGGACAACGCAGCAGAGGGCGACGCCUUGUGCAGGCUCUCUGCUAAUGCCCAGUCAGGCCAAGGAAGAGGACGUCUCUUCCAUGCUAAAGGGGCAAAUGGGAACGAUAUAUCAGGAGUGUCUUCAGCUGGGAUGGGCAACAUACAGAAAGAGGUGAGGAACAUCUCCCACCAGCACCUGGAAACUGCUGAAAGAUGCAUGUCCUACAAUAAACCAAAGUCUUCUCCUCAAACUUCCAACAUGCCACGCAGAGGGAGUGAGCCAGGAAAAGUCAACAUGGCAGCUGUGGCUCCCUUCAGGUUCAGGUUUCAGGUCCGUGAGGACACAGAUCCCACUCUUGAGGAUCUCAGUGACUGUUCCUCGGACUCCAUGGAGGUUUGCUGUGAAGAUAUAGACCCCGAGUCCCAGAGGAAGCGGACCGUGCAGAAUGUCCUUGACCUUCGCCAGAAUUUGGAGGAUACAAUGACGAGUCUGCGGGGAUCCCAGCUAAGUCAUAGCUGUAUGGACAGCAGUAAUAUGGGCUAUGACAGCGAUGAGACCAACGCUCGCAGCAUAUCCAGCAUGUCCAACCGCUCGUCGCCCCUCUCCUGGCGCCACGGCCAGUCCAGCCCUCGUCUCCAAGCUGGCGAGGCCCCGUCCUCCACGGGCGGAGGGUACCAGGGGAGUAAGAGCUGCUCCCAGUAUACGGCGCAGACGAUGCCAGCCCGCUGCUCCAGCCGCCUCAACAGCACGUCUCGAAUCGAGCUCAUUGAGGGGUUGGACGACCUCAAGUCUGGUUACCUGAGUGACAGCGACCUUCUAGGAAAGAGCCUGCCGGAUGAUGACGACAACCUGGCUAAUGGUUGGGAUGAGAGCAGCUCCAUCAGCAGUGGGCUCAGCGACGGUGAAGGCGAUGGCUCCGAGAACCUCAGUUCAGAGGAGUUCAACGUCAGCUCCUCCCUCAACUCGCUCCCCACUACACCCCUGGGGUCCAGACGCAACUCUUCUGCCAUGCUCCGCACUGAUGCAGAGAAGCGCUCCCUGGUGGAAAGCGGACUUUCUUGGUACAGCGAGGAUCACAAAGCCGGACACAAGCUGGAUUGUGGCAGCUAUGAGACGGGGAGCCUCAAGACAGAGGCGCCAAGCAAGUGGAGGAAGAAGCCUCCAAGCCUUAGUGAAGAUUUUGGGUGUAAAGGAGAACUGAAGAAGCCUCAAAGCUUGGGUCAACCAGGAAGUUUCAGGAGGGGUCGCAAUCCUCCUGUAGGUGUGACCUCCCCCAUCACCCACACCUCUCAGAGCACAUUGAAAGUCGCAGCACCUAAAUGUGAGAAGCCGCUGGAUAAAUCCAGGAUUUCCCUCAAAACUGCCGGUCUGCAGCGGUCUCGCUCAGAUGCUGGCAGGGAUCAUCUUGGAGAGUACCGCAAGCCCCCGUCAGGUUUAGUUAAACCCACAGCUGGAGCCUCCUAUGGCUACAAGAAACAUCCCACAGCCACCGGCACCGCCACCGUUAUGACAGCAGGGGGCACCACCAUCUCCAGUGGCUCUGCUACUCUGGGCAAAACCCCCAAGUCAUCUGGUAUCCCCGUGAAGCCUGUGGGAGGAGGGACCCCCUCAGGAAGGAAGAACAGUUUUGAUGCCAGCAGCGAGCACUGCUUUCUGGGGCCAAACACUCGAAACAGCAUUCAGUACCGCAGCCUGCCUCGACCGGCCAAAUCCAGCACGCUCAGUGUGAUUGGUCGCCCUGCAUCUCGGCCUCUCAGCGGCACCAUCGACCCCAGCCUGCUGAGUUUGAAACCCGUGCCCAUGGCCUCCACAGGCCCCAGGAUGAAAGAGCCCAGCAGCAGUAAGAUGUCGAGUCGAACGAGCACAGGCCCAGUGAACAUGACCGACCGGGAGAAGGAGAAGGAGAGAGCCAAGGCCAAGGCUGUGGGGGCCGACAUGGACUGUGGGUCUCUGAAAACAGAGACUCGGUCCUCAGGAGAGUCCACAACGAAACUGCACGGCCUGAGACGGACCAGCAGCAGCAAAUACCCUGAGCUGUCAUCUCCCACCACACCAAGGAUGAUGAACACAAAGUCUCUGGGACGUCCACCCAGCUUGGCUCACUUUGACAAGAUCAACUCCAACAGCCUGGACUCCUGUGUGACGAUCCAGGACCUUCCACCAAAAGUCCCCCCUUAUUCCAAGCUUCAGGACCUGGCUGGUUCCCACACCUCCUCCCGCCUCACCCCCAGUCCUGCACCUGUGCUCCACAUCGACUCCCCCGGCUCCUACACCAGUGAGAGCCUGAGUCUGAGUGGCUCCCCGCUGCUCUACCCCAAGCUCUCAGGCAUGCACCGCAGCAUGGAGUCCCUGCCCCUCCAGAUGAGCGUGCCUUCCAGUUCGAGGUUUGUCAGAACUGAGACGCAUGACAAGGAAGAGAGGGGUGCAGGAACCUGGGGGGCCGGAAGCAGGACGUCCCUCAAUCUUACAGAUAGCUUGCAAACAGACAGAAAUACCUUGCCGAAGAAAGGCUUGGAACGCUAUGGCUCAAGCCUGUCGGAGAGUGACGGCAAACCAGGGAGGCGCCACUCCCACACCAUAUCCAGCAUGACAGAGAGCGAUAGCCCCCCUCAGCUGCCUUCUCCAACCCGCCCUCUCCACCCCUCCUCCGGCAAGGCUCCUCUCACCAACGUGGUUGCCCCCAUUUCCAGUGGCACCCCAAGGAUAUCGCGCUCCAACAGCAUCGGCCCCCCUAGUGAGUUGGCCUGCGAUCCCUUUGGAACCUCCCCCCUGGGUAGCAGUAUGUCCCUGGCUGACCGGCCAAAAAGCAUGAUGCGUUGUGGGUCUUUCCGUGAACCAGGAGAUGAUGUGCAUGGCUCUGUGCUCUCUUUGGCGUCCAAUGCUUCAUCCAACUAUUCGGCGAAUGAGGAGAGGAUCCAAGGGGAGCAAAUCCGCAAGUUGAGGCGAGAGCUGGAGUCUUCCCAGGAAAAGGUUGCAGACCUGACCAUGCAGCUGAGUGCCAACGCUAAUCUGGUAGCAGCAUUUGAACAGAGUUUGGCGCUGAUGACGGCACGCCUGCAGACCCUGUCCGUCUCCUCGGAGCAAAAGAUCCCGUCAGAGAAUGAGAUGCUUCCAGGUGACAUAGGGGUUCUGGAAAUGAGUUGUGGGUCAAAGGACUCUGAGCUCACUGAUCUGAAGGAUACCAUCGAGGUUCUGAGGGUCAAAAACUCAGAGGCCCAGGAAAUCAUUCAGGAUGCUCUCAAUACUCCAGAAAUCUCACCUAAAGAAAUGCCGAUCAAUCGCCAGAACUCCUCAGAAAGCAUCUCCAGCCUGGCCAGCACCUCCAGCCACUCCAGUAUGGGCAGUCUGAAAGAGCAGGAGGCCAAGAAAAAGAAGAAGAAAAGCUGGUUGCGCAGCUCUUUCAACAAAGCCUUUAGUAAGAAGGGUUCCAAGCAGUCAGGGCCAUACGCUGACAUUGAGGAAAUUUCCACCCCAGAAUCCUCUGCUCCUUCCUCCCCCAAAGUGCACUAUGGUGGAGACAAAACCACAUUGUCAAUGAAAUCCUCCGCCUCUGCAUCAUCGUCGGGACUUGGUGAAGAAGGCGAGGAGGGCGAUGAUAAAGUUGUAACAGAACUGCGCACAGAGCUGUGGGAAAAGGAGCGCAAACUGACAGACAUCCGGCUGGAGGCUCUGAGCUCUGCCCAUCAGCUGGAGCAGCUGCAGGAGGCCAUGAGCAGCAUGCAGUCGACCGUGGAGAACCUGAAGGCCGAGAACGACCAUCUGAAGACAGGCAGCCUGUCCCCCUGUCCGUCUCCAGGCCCCUCCAGCUCCGUCUCCCAGUCCUCAGGUCUCACUGCUCUGGGCAGUUCAUCACCACGGCAGUCUGUAGCCAUGCACAUGCCCAAAAGCUACAGCAGAGGGUUGAAUGAGGGGGGCAGCUCAGACCUCUACUCUGCAGAUACUCUCAGUCUCUCCUCACAGAGGGAUGAUCACCGUGUUAGGGUGGUGAUAUGUGUUGCAGAUUUACGAGUCUUCAAAGAUCAGGAGGUCAAGCAGCAGGAUUUCUUCGUUGGGACGGUCCGGGUGAAUGGCAGGAUGGACUGGCCCAUGCUGGACUCGGCUGUCAGCCAGGCUUUCAAGGUGUACAUAGCCAAGGUGGACCCCACUUCUAGUCUGAGCCUGUCUACAGACUCCAUCUACAGUUACAGCAUGGGCCACAUUAAGAGAGUGCUGGGUGGAGAAGCUCCAGAGACGCAGCCCUCUCGCUGCAUGUCCCGGGGCCCCAGCAGCAUCACAGUGGCCCUGAAAGGUUUGAAGGAGAAGUGUGUGGACAGCCUUGUAUUCGAAACCCUCAUUCCCAAACCCAUGAUGCAACACUACAUCAGUCUGCUGCUCAAACACCGCCGCCUCAUCCUCUCGGGGCCGAGCGGGACGGGUAAGAGCUACCUCGCCUCCCGGCUGGCUGAGUACCUGGUGGACCGCAGUGCCCGUGAAGUCACCGACGGCAUCGUGGUCACCUUCAACAUGCACCGGCAGUCAUGCAAGGAUCUGCAGCUUUAUCUUUCCAACCUGGCCAAUGAAAUCGACAGGGAAAGCAGCGUGUCAGAAGUACCGCUGGUGGUUAUUCUGGAUGAUAUUCACGCACCGGGUUCUCUCAGUGAACUUGUAAACGGUGCUCUCACCUGCAAAUAUCACAGAUGUCCUUACAUUAUUGGAACGAGCAACCAGCCGGUCAAGAUGAUCGCAAACAAUGGCCUUCAUCUCAGCUUCAGGAUGGUGACCUUCUCCAACAAUGUGGAGCCGGCCAACGGCUUCCUGGUGCGCUACCUGCACAGGAAGCUGAUGGAGUCGGAGGAGGAGAAGAACUUGACCAAUGAGGACCUGAUCAGGGUGUUAGACUGGGUGCCCAAGCUGUGGUAUCACCUUCACGCCUUCCUGGAGAAGCACAGCACAUCCGACUUCCUUAUCGGGCCCUGCUUCUUCCUGUCGUGUCCGGUCACGGUUGAUGAGUUUCGAUCGUGGUUCAUUGACCUUUGGAACCACUCUAUUAUUCCUUACCUGCAAGAGGGAGCCAAGGACGGCAUCAAGGUCCACGGGCAGAAAGCAGUAUGGGAGGACCCGGUGGAGUGGGUGAGGGGCACGCUGCCUUGGCCAUCUGCCCAGCAGGACCAGGCAAAGCUGUUCCACUUGCCCCCCCCCAGCAUCGGCUCCAGCAGCCCCGGUCAGCCCUGCGAGGAGAGGCCUCACAAAGAGACUCCACCCAGCUCCAUGGAAUCUGAUCCACUGAUGGCAAUGCUUUUGAAACUUCAAGAGGCUGCCAAUUACAUUGAAUCCCCAGACAAAGAAGACCCUAGUCUGCCAAAACUUUGAACACAAAGCUUUCACUCAGCACUUCAAAUGUAUAGUUUUUUUUGUUUUUUUUUGUCCACUGUGAUGAUACAGUGCAUGUUCAGGAACAAACAACCCCUCAGAAAAGUCCUUCCCACAGUAGGCUGAAAGUAUAACUGGAAAAUUACAAAUCAUUUUAUUACAUACAGUAUUUUCAAAUGACUGUUCAUACGUAUUAAAUGAAACACUAUAUUGUAUUCCUUUAGUGUAUAUUUUGACAUUCACUUUAGUUCCCUUUACCAACACAUGAGCACUCAUUACCCUUAGAUCGGUGCUAAUAGAUCACUAAUUGUCUCAGUGUUUAGACUUCAGGUGAUUUCUGCAACAGCAUUACUUGCAUCAUGGGAUAUGUAGUGUUUGUCAACAGGAGAUAUCCUCCUUCAUGGUGACUCACUUUGGAAAAGAGUAUGACAGCAUGACAGAUGCUACUAUUUAUUGCAAAGUUCUUUGGUACAUAUCUACUGUAUAAGUCUUUGAAGGCCAAAUCUUAUACAUAUGCAAUGUUAACUUAGCAACCAGAGCGGGUGAAACGAUUAAAAUGCCUUAACAACAAAGACGUCACCUCAGCUUUAUCAGAGUGAACCGGUGCUUUUAUAAAAUAUCAUCCAUCUAAAACUGUCAGGAAUCAGUUCAACUUUCUGUAUUAUUUAAGUCAAUUAAUAAUCUUUUUUACAAUGUAAAAUUAUGAAAUAUUAUACAAUCAAUUAUAAGUAUUCUUUUUUCACCUAGUUUAACAUCUUCGUUAUCAGUUAAACGGCUUUAAGUUUUAAAAAAUACACUUGCUGUCAUACUCUUUUUGCUUAAAACAAACCUAUUUACUAGUGAUGUGUGUUUUGUCGCUGCACAGUACCAUAUUUUAUUUUUCAAGCACUUAAUUUGUGCCACCAAUGUUGCUAUGUAUAUCAGGUAUUAGAUACUUUUUACACAGGGAUAAUACAACACAACCAACACUCUUCGAUUAAACAGAUUUAGUAAAAACUAUUUGAAUCCAAACCAGAUUUUCUUUUAUAGGAAAGAGUACAUUUGUUUCAAAUCUUUCCCCCCAUAUUCAGAGUAGCUACUAUAUAUAUGGUGUACAUACAAUCAGGCUACAUCACAUUUAAUUAUAUUAGUUGGUGCAAAUAUCUAGUAUACUGAACCAAAUAUUGUACUUUAAUCAUGCUUCUUGACUGCCAUGCUAGUGGUUUAAGUUCAACUCUGAAUGUAUAGAAAACACGUAUACAAAUUGAGCAUCAUCAAUCAUCUUAUAGGUGCUUUUAAAAGAAGCCUUAUCACAAAGCUCCACUGCAACACAACAUCUGAGUAGAGUGACUUUAAAGCUACCUAGGCCCAUUUUUAGUUUCAAAAAAUGUCAUAAUCAUCAUUAAGUUACAUAUGGUGCUCUUUAACAAUGUCCCAAAUUGCUUUAGUGUUGAAUAAAGAUCACAUAGACUUUUCAGGGUAGGUUAGAAAAGUGUUGUGUGUCCUACAGUAGAACUUACAAACACUUAAGUCAUGUGAAAUAGACCUGGAUGAUCAUUUUUUAGGACAUGUUGAAGACAUUAGGUAGAGAGAGUGAAGUCAUGUGUGACAUUGUAUGGUGUUCAUCCAUGUUGGUGUCAAAGUGAAACUGGAGAGUAGUUGUUCCGAGGCAAAAAGGAAAAGAUUUAAACACUUUUUAAGGUGCUUUGUGUAGAUUUUGUAUGUAAAAACAUAAGCCCUGAAGGUAAAUAGCAGACAUUAGUUGUUCAAGUGUUGUCAAAACAAGUCACCUGUUCAUCCCAAACUGUGUCAUUUUUAGGUGCUCAGACUUCACAUGUACAUAAACCCUGUAAAUGAAUGUUGGACCACUUUUAUGACAGCUCAAUAAGAAAGUUAAACAUUUUAAAUGCUAUCUGAGCUGCUUUUCGCUUCAUUCUUGCACAGUUAGGCUGGUAACGAAACUUCAAGCUAAUCCGCGGCUCUGAUUGGUCUCAAAAGAAAUGAAUGAAUUACAGACAAAGAGCCAAAAGAUGCCAAAUGGACAGUGACCCUCACACUGGUCACAUGGCGAUUGGGACUAAUGUCACUUACUGUAAAUAUUUCAGGUGUUAGACAGUGAUAUCAGCCCUGGUCUGUUUCUGCAGGUUCCCCAAAGCCAUUAGCUCAAGCUUCUCAUCUAAUUCACUUGUUGUUGUGCCUGUUGCUCUGUAGUAGCUGUUAAUUGUGUUCGCUUACUAGUGUAUCAGGACUAUGCAGCAACUUCAGGUCUGUCUUUGAGUUUUUAUUUGGACCAAAUUGCAACACAGGACAAAAGUGAAAGCUUGUACUAAGCAGGAAUCUUAAAGAGAGGAGGAUUGUUGGGCGUUGCAUUGAAAACAGGGUAGAUGUACGUAGGUAAAGAAAUCAAGCAGAAGCUGUGUUUUGUGUUUUGUCUUUGAUGAAUGGCAACAAAAGUCUCAUAACUGGACUUGGUCAAAUCACGAUAAACAAUCAAACAAAAAUGUUUAAAAAUUGAAUUAUGAGAAUGAAAUCAGCACUUAACUGUUUGCAUAGGUAAUUUUAUGUAGAAUCAAACCAGAAGGCCAAUACAGGUUGCUGAAUAGUCAUAUUUUUGCAAAAGCUUGUUGUGGACUAAGCUAAGAUAAAAAGAAAAAAAUGUAUGCAGUAUCUAAUGUCACUGACGUGGAAAUGUCAAGGGUUCCUAAGUGUUGUAAAUGCAUGUAAACUUGCUGUGUGAUGAGAAAAAAAAGAUGACAUUAAUGUAGGCUAUUGUUUAGGAAAUUCAUGCUAGAUAAUGUUUUCCUUUGUAAUACUCAAAAUAUUUGAUAUUUCCUUUUCUUCUUUUUCUAACGAAUCCUUUGUAAAACUUAAUUUCUCUAUUUUGUACAGGGCAUCAUUGUAAAGAUUGUAAAUAGGGCAGCAUUCUGGAUGCAGCAACAAUCAUUGAGGAGGGGAAACACAACAAAAAUCAUCCUUGAGAAAAAAGGUUUAUUUCUUCAGAGUUUGGUCCAAAACAUGAAUAAGGCAUGUUUCUGAAGGCUUUCAUCCACCUAUCACUGGUUGUUGGAAUCAAUAAAAUACAUGUUAUAUUUA
Molecule: messenger RNA, 9080 nt
Organism: Eleginops maclovinus (Patagonian blennie)
Lineage: Eukaryota; Metazoa; Chordata; Actinopteri; Perciformes; Eleginopidae
Gene: nav1b
Product: neuron navigator 1b
Exons: 32
Coding region: 96-6008 (1970 amino acids)
Biological process (GO): neuron migration; microtubule bundle formation; neurogenesis
Cellular component (GO): axon initial segment; microtubule cytoskeleton
Molecular function (GO): ATP hydrolysis activity
Source: RefSeq, a predicted model, not a curated record